AUGAACGGAAAAGAUUGUCGCAGAUGUCUUGCCCUUUUGUCUCAGAUUGAGCAAAAAGAUGCCAUAAUUGAAAAAUAUCGAAAAAUUACGAAAUACCAGUCUGAUCUUAUUCAAGAUUUAUCUAAUGGAGGAAACCUUGAUCUAACGCCGCCUAUUAUAUCUUAUGAUAAUGAAUUCCUGGCAGUAACAACUCGAUCAACCGUUGUCAGUAGUUCAUUUUAUCGAAUUUAUAUCGGACCAUUAACCGAUGAUAUUGACAAAGAAACAUUAAAGCAGAGUCUUGAGGCAUCAUUUGGUCCCGUGGAUAGCCUUGAUUUUAUUCCCGGCAAGUCUUGUGCUUUUGCAAAUUUCUCAUCACCAACUGCGUUUAAUAAUGCUAUUAAAGAAGGGGUUAUUAUUGUUAAAGAUCAUAUGCUAAGUGUUGAACAAGCUAAGAAACCACCCAGGUCUCGAACUAAUAGAAAGAAAGUAAUAGUUUGA
Molecule: messenger RNA, 480 nt
Organism: Cetraspora pellucida
Lineage: Eukaryota; Fungi; Glomeromycota; Glomeromycetes; Diversisporales; Gigasporaceae
Source: the annotation of a GenBank genome assembly